Messenger RNA from Striga hermonthica, 864 nucleotides. Lineage: Eukaryota; Viridiplantae; Streptophyta; Magnoliopsida; Lamiales; Orobanchaceae. The record is from the annotation of a GenBank genome assembly.
AUGAAAUGCUUAUCACGCGAUAAUAGUGAAAGUGUAAAGGCAUUCUCGGCAGAGGUAUCGAGCCUCGGGAGACUAAAGCACCGGCAUUUAGUGGGGUUGAAAGGUUGGUGCAAGAAGGAAAAGGAUACGAUUUUUGUGGUGUAUGACUAUAUGGAAAACGGAAGUCUCGACAAGAGGGUGUUCGAGUGUGACGAUAGCAAGAUGUUGAGUUGUGAAGAAAGGAUAAGAAUUUUGAAGCAAGUAGCUUCGGGAGUUUCGUAUUUGCAUCACGGAUGGGAAUCGAAGGUGCUACACAGGGAUAUUAAGGCCUCCAAUGUUUUGCUCGACGAGCAAAUGAAUGCUAGGCUAGGUGAUUUUGGGCUGGCAUGGAUCCGUAAUCGUGAUAAUGGAAAUGAUCCUACCCGUGUGGUGGGUACAGUUGGGUAUUUAGCGCCGGAAGUUGUGAAAAAUGGGAAAGUAUCGACUCAAACGGAUGUUUUUAGUUAUGGAGUGUUGAUUUUGGAGGUCAUUUGUGGUAGGAGGCCGAUCGAAGAGGGCAAGCCGUUUUUGGUUGAUUGGUUAUUGGAGCUCUUGAGGAGAGGGGAAUUGGUUAGUGGGGUUGAUCCAAGAUUUAGGGCUAAUAGUGAAAUCGAUGAAGAAAGAGUGGAACAAAUGAUUCGAGUAGGGCUAUUGUGUGCACAUCCGGAUGCAAGUGUAAGGCCAACAAUGAGGCAAGUUGUGAAAUUUUUCGAGGAGAAGACUGAGAUUGAUGAACCAGAAGAUGAAGAUGAGUUUAUGCACAUUUUGAAAAAGAUGAAAGAUAAAGAGAUUUUGUGCAGUUCAGCUUCGAUCUCUUGGUCUCAUUCUUUUGGAGUGGGAAGGUAA